Strongyloides ratti is the source of this 1413-nucleotide messenger RNA. Its product is annotated as Major facilitator superfamily and Major facilitator superfamily domain, general substrate transporter-containing protein. Gene Ontology annotation, molecular function: transmembrane transporter activity. Gene Ontology annotation, biological process: transmembrane transport. The transcript is spliced from 2 exons. Gene Ontology annotation, cellular component: membrane. The coding region runs from base 1 to 1413 and encodes 470 amino acids. Lineage: Eukaryota; Metazoa; Nematoda; Chromadorea; Rhabditida; Strongyloididae. The record is from RefSeq and is a predicted model, not a curated record.
AUGCCAUUUAUAAUAAGUCAAUUAAAAAUAAAUGUUGAACCAGCUCUUAUUAUUUUAUCACUAUGUAUAGGAAUAUUAAUAACUGUUAUACCAUUAUUUACAUUUUGGGGAAGAUGUGUUGAGAUUGCAGAUCAAUAUUUACCAACACCCAUGGAUAAAGAUUAUGGAAAUAAUACAAUAAGAUGUGCUAAUAUUUUUAGUAUAAAUGAAACAAUGUUAAGAAAUGGUAUUGAAGAAGAUAUAGCUGAAAUGAAAAUUUAUUAUCAAUUAGCUGGUGGUAUACCAACAUUAAUAUCAUCACCAAUUUUAGGUUUAUGGUCUGAUGUUUAUGGUGGUAGAAAAAAAGUUUUAACAACAACAUUAUUUGGUUUAGUUAUAUAUAUAAGUUUACAAUUAUAUACAGCAUUAAAUUAUGACAAAAUUAAUAUGUGGUAUCCAAUGAUAUUUGCAGAAUUUAUAAUGGGUUGUUUUGGAGGUAUUGCAACAAUUUUUACAAGUGCUGUAGCAAUUUUAAUUGAUGACAGUAGAAAAGGAAUGGAUGAUGGUGGAAUUCCAAUGAGAAUUACAAUAACAACAGCAUUUCAAUCUUUAUUUUUAUUAUUUGGUAAUUAUUUAGCAUCAUAUUUUAUGUUUCCAGCAACUAUAAGUAUUCAAAAACAUUCAAAUUCUUAUAUUAUAUUAAUAUUUAUAUCAUUUAUUAGUUCAAUUUUGAUUUUUAUAUAUACAGCUAUAUUUGUAAAAACAAAUAAAAAUGAAGAAAAUAUACCUAAUGAAACAUUAUGGCAAAUGUUUGGAUCAGUUUUUAGUGGUUUAUUAGAUGUUUUAAAAACUCCAAGAAGAGGAUAUUUAAGAUGUGUUAUAAAUAUAUCAAUGUUUCUUGUUUUUAUUGAUUGUAUGACAAGUGAUCCAAGUUUAUUUGUUCUUUUAUUAAAAGGUACACCAUUCUAUUGGCCAGAUGUUAAUUUUACUUAUUAUAUAAUGUUAAAAACUGCUAUUGGAUGUAUUGAUUCAAUAUUACUUAUGAUUGGUUUUAUAGCAGCUUCAAUAAUUGCAUUUCUAACAGCAUUUGCUGAAACUAAUUAUUUGAUUUUUAUAACAGGAAGUUUAUACUUUUUUGCAGCUGUUACACAACCAGGAUUUAGAACAUUCCUUCCUAAACUUGUAGGUGAAGAUCAAACAGCACGUCUAUUUACAUUAAUAUCAUUACUUUAUGUAAUUGCACCAAUUUUAAGUUUAACUUUUCUUAAUAUUAUAUAUGAAAAAACUUUUAAAGAAUGGCCUGGUUUUGUAUUUGUUAUAAUAGGAAUUUUUAAUUGUUUUGGUGUUAUUUCUCAAUUUAUAAGUCACUAUCUUUUACUGCCAAUGUGGAAAGAAAAUACGAUAAAUUAUAAUAUUCUUGAAAACAAUGAAUAA